Molecule: messenger RNA, 2287 nt
Organism: Panonychus citri (citrus red mite)
Lineage: Eukaryota; Metazoa; Arthropoda; Arachnida; Trombidiformes; Tetranychidae
Gene: stg1
Exons: 4
Coding region: 153-1580 (475 amino acids)
Biological process (GO): postsynaptic neurotransmitter receptor diffusion trapping; transmission of nerve impulse; neurotransmitter receptor transport, postsynaptic endosome to lysosome
Cellular component (GO): AMPA glutamate receptor complex; postsynaptic density membrane
Molecular function (GO): voltage-gated calcium channel activity; channel regulator activity
Source: RefSeq, a predicted model, not a curated record
GAGAGAGGAAAUAGUAACUUUAAUUUUCUCUCUCUCUCUCUCUCUCUCUCUACGACCAUAUAUUCAGCUGAUCAAAUCGACGAUUGACCUAAUCACAGUGUUUAGAGUGUAUUGGUCAGUGGAUUUUGUUUGUUUCGUUUCAAAUAAUCGAAAUGUCCCACCGCUCAAUUCGAUUAUUGAAAUUGUUAACCUCGCUUUCAGCACUUGGUUCCUUGUUCGCCCAAAGCAUUGCUAUUUUUACCAAUGAAUGGUUAUACUCGGAAGAGCUAAUGAAUAAUCCUGAAUUUAAGAAAUACAAUAUGUCCGCUGCGGUUGAACAUCUAUCCAAAUUUACAGUCUCUGGCCUUUGGAUUCUCUGUCAAAAUGAACCUGGCAUUGGAACCAUGAACUGUACUCAUAUUGAUUAUUUGACAGAUGAAGAGUAUACUCCUGAUCCUAAUGAUUCAACAAUGGCAAUCCCAUAUGCUGCUAGAAAAGCAGCUCUUUUUAUGGCCAUAUCCACUGGUUCAAUACUAUUGGGCUUUUUUUUAUGUUUCACUGCCAACAAAUGUAAUCGCCGUAAGGUACUAACAUUUGCCUCGGGAAUCUCAUUCAUACUUUCAGGUUUAAUUAUUCUCUGUGGUAUUGUGAUAUACAUCUCAACGUUUAAAGCCGAAGUGGGCAAUAAAUUGCGGCCUAAAUCAUCUUUCCAAGAGGCAACUUUCAGAUAUUCUUAUGGUGUUUCCUUCAUGUUUGCCGUUGUGAGCCUUAUGAUGUGUGAAGUGGCGGGAACUUUUUCCAUCUUUUUAUACAUUAGAAUACACCAAAUAGAUUGGGAGAAAGAGUUCAGUCAACAAGAAGCAUUAGUUGAUCUUUUACAAACUCCCGGUCCAAUGGCAUCAACUUCAUUGAAUACUAACCUUAACUCAAUGGCCACGGUUACCAAUUCAUUACCAGCACCUAUUGCCUCGUAUUGUAAGAAACAUGGUGGUCGAGGUCGUCGGUAUAGCCGAUCAAAGGAAAUCUCUCGUGAACCCUCACCCAUUCCACUGCCCUUGAAAACAUCACGAACACCAUCUUACCUUGGUGGUAUUGCAAGUCCACUUCAAGUUUCACCACCUUCCGCUGAUUAUGGAGACAAUUUCCAAGCAUCUUCAAAUUUUCCAUUUCCACCGCCACCAUUACAAUCAAUUUCUCAUACUCAUCAAUCUAAUCCCUCUUCUUCAACUAGUGGGGUUCAUCAUCUUACAUCUAAAUCUAGUGUUGGAAAGUCAUCUGAUGUCCGAUUCAUGGUUUCAGGAUCAUCUCAACAUCAUUCAUUUACAUCAUCAUCAAAUCGUGAAUCUGAUCAAAUACAAUCUCACUCUUCUCAUCAUCUUCAUCAUCUUCAAUCUUUACCCACAAUCACUGGUUCCAUUGAGAUGGAUAGAGAAUCAUCUUCCCGUGAUGAAUAUUCACCUCCCCUCGAUUCAAUGUAUCGAACAACUUAUCCAACACCGAUCAUGGAACAAGAUUUCAGUUCGAACAGUGAAUAUACGGGAGACUAUUCACCGACUAAAGAAUAUCCAUUAGACAAUCUUCGUCGAACAACACCCGUUUGAAGAAGAAACGAAAAUAGAACGUUUUUCUAAAGAAAAAACAAGAAUCAGACUCUGGUCUUAAUCCAAUGAGAUCUUUAGAAAGAUAAUCGAGGUUGAUUUGGUAAUUGCGAUGAACGUUGAAACAACAUUUCUCUUAAUCAGUGAGAAUUUAUUUCCUCUGCUGAUAAAAUCAAAAUAAUCUAAAGGGACCAAAGGUUAAAUCAUCUGAAUAAAGAAUCAAUUUUGUUGAUCAACUCACCUUCCAAAUCAAUGCAAUUAACGUAAUAGCAAUACAGUGAGAAGAUUAAUUCUGAAUGCUGAUUCUAAUUCCAUCAAAUCAUCAAGACAAUUUGUAUCACCCAAGAGGACAAGAAAAUCCAAUCAGAAAAUCACCAAAAAUCACCAAAGUUUUGGUGAAGGCGAAGAUAAAACCAAAAGGAACAAACAAGUUAUACAUGCAAUUCUUGAGCAACAGAUUAAUAAUCUGUUUCUAAAUUAAAAUCGCAAACAAAAAAAAAGAGUCCAAACAAUUUAUUAAUCAUCAAAGAGAAAACUAAAAAUGAGAAAAUUAUUGAUGAUCUUCUGUGGACUUUAUCAAGCAGAGAAGUGAAAAUCUUUGCUUUACUUUGUAAAUAAUGAAGAGAAAAUUUUAACUAAUAGUUAUUGUGCUAUUUGUUGAACAAUUUCAAACAAAAGGAAUAAAAUUAAAAAUCUUUUAUAACAAUUAA